Magallana angulata is the source of this 6270-nucleotide messenger RNA. Its product is annotated as leucine-rich repeat and IQ domain-containing protein 1-like. The record is from RefSeq and is a predicted model, not a curated record. Gene Ontology annotation, molecular function: protein binding. The transcript is spliced from 32 exons. Lineage: Eukaryota; Metazoa; Mollusca; Bivalvia; Ostreida; Ostreidae. The coding region runs from base 731 to 5341 and encodes 1536 amino acids.
CGAAGUUUUUUCAAUCUUUUAUAUAUACCACCUCUAUACUAUAAAAUACACAAGGGAGGAAUCAAAACUCGAAAAAAUCGCUACCUCCCGAUUUCGGUCGCCUCGUAUUAAUUCUUCUCGGACGUUAAACCCUGCAUUCUAGGUAUCAUUAGAUCGGGAAAGGACCAUAGUUCUUAGGAAUACCUGCAAAAUUUAAACAUCGGCAACAAUUUUAGAAGUUUUCACGCAUUUUCUUCCAGUUUACUCUCCGGUGACACUUUCUUCGAUCAGAUGUCGCGCACCAAAUUUAUUCAUGCGCUCUCAUUGGUUAAUUUUGUUGAUCAAGAUAAAUCGUACGUUGACUCGUAUUUUAGAGGGAUAUUCAAAUGAUGAGUGAAGAAGUUCUUAUUACGUGGUGAGUAUAUGUAUUAAUUUUCAUAUUUAUGUAGAAAUAUUUUAACCAUACUUCGGACAUUCGGUAGGACGUGACUAUGUAUUUCUAGCAUCAAAGCAAGUUUGAAUAUCGUUUGAAAAUCCUUCUAAAAUACAAGUCCGCGUACGAGUUAUCUUGAGCAACAUUGAAUUGACCAAUGAGAGCGCGACAUCUGAUCGAAGAAAGUGUCACCGGAGAGUAAACUGGAAGAAAAUGCGUGAAAACUUCUAAAAUUGUUGCCGAUGUUUAAAUUUUGCAGAUGUGAAAAUUAUGGAUUCAAUUCGUAAUCAUCAUUGGCGCUGGCAGUCUUGAGAUCGGAUGAAGAGUAUGCCCCCGUCUGGUGCGCUGGGGGUGACCAUGGACGACGACGCAUUGAUUGAGGCAGAGAUUGCACAACAACUCGACCAGAUUAAUCUAGAAGCCGAUGAUUUUCAGUUUGAUGAGAAUGAAGUGGAUUUCCAAGAUGAUGAUUUGGACUUUCCCUUGGAAGACCAAGAAGUGGUCUUACCUGCUGAAAUGUCAGAUUACAUAAACCAAAUUCAGAGGCAAGCUUCCGAUUUUGAGAAAGAGCUUGCAGAAUGUGACGAGUUAAUACAGCACCAGACACCAGGACCCAAGACUUUGCUAAAUGAAGACGAGCUUAGUGAUCUGGAGCAGUUGGCCAGAGAGAGAGGGGUAUCCCCUGAAACCUACCGCAAAAGGGUGUUAGAAGAGGAGGAAGAUUUCACACUGACAGACUACUCAACCCUUGUGUCGGACGACAAAGAUCAGCAAACAGAUGCUAAUGACAAUAGUAUGGCUCUAGUUCACCUGAAUGAGAGACAGCUGGAGUUUCAGAAGAUCUUCCAGGAGAACUUAAGGAAGAUGGAAGAGACUCAGAAACAGAGGGAGGAGAGACUUCAGCGGGAAAUCCAAGAGGAUAAGAAGCGAGAGUGGGACGACUUUGAGGAAAAAGAAAAAAAGUGGAUGGACAAAUUUGCUUCUCUGCAAAAGGAGGAAACUCAGUUAGUAGCAGAGAGGAAGAUGCAGCAAGAAAAGUUUGAAAUAGAACUGAAGGACAAGGAGAAUCAAUUUGAAAGAGAACUGAAAUACUACGAGGAGGAAAUAAAGAAAUUGGAAACCGAGACAAAACAAGAGCAAGAACAGCUGGACCUGGAGAGAAGCGAAGAACUGAAGAGACAGGAAGUGAAGCAGCAGACAUCAGCCACCAAGAUCCAGGCCGGCUUCAGGGGAUACAGAGUAAGGAAACUGCACAGGAAGACCCUGGACGAGCGAAGGGAGGAGAGGGCAAAGAAUUGGGAGGAGGAGAGGGUGAAGGAGGUAGAGGAGGAGAUACAGAGGCAGAAGGAGGAGGACAGACUGAAACGUGUAAAGGAAGAGGAAGAAGAAAAGGAAAAGAUAGAAGAAGAAGCGAGAAGGAAAGCUGAGGAGGUUGCAAAGAAGAAAGCCGAGGAAGAGGCAAAGAAAAAGGAAGAAGAAGCUAAAAGAAAAGCAAAGGAAGAAGAGGCUAAGAGGAAAGCAGAGGAAGAAGAGGCAAAGAGGAAAGCUAAAGAAGAAGCAAAGAAGAAGGCUGAAGAAGAAGCAAAGAGGAAGACCGAAGAAGAGAUGAAGAAAAAGGCAGAAGAAGAGGCAAAAAGGAAAGCUGAUGAAGAGGCAAAGAAAAAAGCUGAAGAGGCAAAGAAAAAAGCUGAAGAAGAAGCAAAGAGGAAGGCUGAAGAAGAGGCAAAGAGGAAGGCUGAAGAAGAAGAAGCAAGGAAAUCAGCAGAAGAAGCAAAGAAAAGAUUAGAAGAAGAAGAAAAGAAAAAAGCUGAGGAAAUGGCAAAAAGGAAAGCUGAAGAAGAGAUUAAGAAAAGUGAAGAAGAGGCUGCUAAGAAAAUAGCAGAGAGUGCAAGAGAGGAGGCUGUGGUUGAAUCAAAAGAGAAAAAGAAUGUGUUGAGGAAAUCACAAGUACGAAUGUCACAAGAAACGUCCGGAUCUCCCCGACCAAAGUCUGCCAGAUCCAGACCUAAGUCAGCCGCCAAACGCAGUGAAGAUCUGGACAUUUUUGACAUGGACGACACAAAGAAGUUACAAACUUCAGCACACUUGCUUCAAGGCCUGCCGGAGAAUCUGGAAAAGCUGCGCUUACAGUGGAUAAAGGAAUGUAUGCCAUGGAGUAAGGUGAGCAAUGAACCGUGGAAGCUGAAGACAGGAACUUCAAAAUCCAUGCGACGGCCAACGUCGGCCAAAAAGCUGCAGGCAUUGAGUGAGGACACGAUAUUGAUGGCCGCCCGAGUGUCAACACUCAGACAGGUGACAACAGUAGAGUUACGGGACCUGCCUGGCUGUAAUAUCUCUACACUGGGGCAGUGCUGGGGUCUGAAGACACUAAAGAUGUCCAAGUGUAACCUGACUGUGGUAGAGGGGCUACAGCAGUGUAAACAGCUACAUUACCUAGAUCUACAGGAUAACUUUAUCCAGUAUGUGGACCUGAAGGAUCUAAGUAACCUGACCUUUCUUGACCUUUCCCACAAUUCCUUGAGUUCCAUCCAUGGACUCUCAGGAUGUUCUAAUUUGAGGUGGCUAGAUCUUUCAAAGAACAAGAUAACCAGAAUAGGUGGCACAGAGUCCUUGAGGAGACUCCACACCCUGAAACUAUCACACAAUCAGCUGAUCAGCACAACUGGUCUGAAUGACACGCCCACUCUACAGAUGAUUGACAUGUCCAGCAACCACCUGCAGAUGGUGGAGGAUGUCAGCAAGUUGUGUCUGCUACAGAGUCUGAUGGUGUCCUCCAAUAACCUACAGAAGCUUCCCUGUCUGAGGAAUCAUGUGUUGAUGAGAGUGUUGUGUUUGGAUGAUAACAGUAUUACAAACCUGGAAGAUCUGCAGUGUGAUUGGCUUCCUCUCCUAGAAGUCCUCAAUCUGUCUCAAAACAGUAUUGAAGAUUUGGUGCCAUUAAAUAAUCUUCUGAUCUUAAAACAUUUGGACAUAAGUCACAACCAAAUCCUAGAGGUUGAGUCGGUGUCUGCUAGUGUCACAAAAUGUGUUCAUUUAGAGAGCUUGAGUGUAGCAGGAAACCCAUUCACAGAACUGACAAAUCUGGAUUUGUCUUUGCCAAGUCUGAAGAGAAUAGAUGAGCGAGUUUUGGGUAGUGGCGGUACAGAGGUGAAGCCGCGGACCAGCUUUGAGGCCAUGUGUCUGAGUCAGACCAAGGUGUAUACAGAGCUAGCCAACAGUCUGCUCCAGGAUGUGGGAGCAGAGAAGAGUAAGCUGCCCUUGGAUCUGGGUGCUCUCUGUGAUUUGUACUUCAAGUACUGUGACACUACUCAGAAGCUUGCGGAGGAGCACAGAUACGCACACGAAUACGGAGAAAUCACCAUGGCAGUGCCUACAGCGCCCUCUACACCUAAAUCUAGUCAGCGACCUCCAUCCUCAAAGUCGGUGCGUCAGGCCCAGCGGGAGAGUCACCUCCUGAACCCCAAGGAGAUGUUUGAACGGGCCGUCAAGACAUCAGAGAAAGGAAACAAGGAAGGAGAAACAGCAAUGAAUGGAGAAUCACUCGCAAGUCUCAGUGGUUCAAUGGAUGGAAGAAUUCAUGCUGGCCUCAAUGAAAAGAAACCUCCAAAUCUUACAGCCAAGGCAGUUAAAGCUCUAGUUGAUGAAGAUUUUGGUGUAAGCCAUAGUAGCGAAAUGAGUGACCUUCAGAAUGUGGCAGCCACUAAGAUCCAGGCCUGUUGGAGGGGUCACAGGGUCAGGAGGCGGAUCUGGGGCACUGAGGUCAUGGGUCAAGGACUGGAUGAGGUGGACCAGGAAAUCCUCCGAGAACUUCACCAGGCAGCCACCAAAAUACAGGCUGUGUGGAGGGGCUAUAUCCUGAGGGUCAGACUGGAACAGGCCCUGGAGUUCGCCAAGUUUGAGGACGAGGAUGACUUUGACUUCCAGGAGGUGGACCUCAAAGAUUUAAACUUCAACGAGGAAAUGUUAGAGGACUGGAAACCUCCACCCACCCCUCAACUCCCAGCAAAUCACCCAGUUCUUGGGAAGCCCCCCAUCGGUAAACUGAGCAGUCCCCCGGGCAAGAUCCCGUCCCUGAACCUAGGUGACAAACCGCAGCCCCCCGGGAAUCCCCGGCGUGCCUGGAGGGGCAUGGAUUCCCCCCUGUCAGAGGCCCCCCAGAACGGUCAUGUGCCCCGCCCUCCCUCCAUCGUCAGUGCAACGGACACCCACAGGACAGCCAUGUCAAAGAAAGAGGAGCAGAUCUCGGAGGAGUGGGGUUUCAGAGACGCAAACACAGCACAUGUAAUGAUGCAGCGAGCCAAAAAACUAAAAUACAAUGCAGAACGCAGGAAGAAGCUGGGCAAACUGGAUCCCAAACAGAGGCUGGCCUUGUUCAGGCGACUUGAAGAAACAAAUGUCACAAGGAAACCAGUGUCCCAGCCCUCACGACAGACCCUACCCCGCAAAGAAUACUUCCAGGCGCGACAGGAGGAGAUCGAAAAGCAGGAUCUGGAGAAGCGAGUGAUGGCCAACCUAAGGAACAGCCGAACGUUUGAGUGGCUCCACAACCAAGUGGGCAGCUUCGAGGACCAGGAGCCCCACCUACAGCACCACCCGCAACCCCAGCCCCACUCCGUGAAGCUGAUGAGGCAGAUGUAUGACAACAAUCUCCCGAGACUUGACCCCCAGGGGGGUAGGAACAACAGACUCACAGGGAGCCCUGCAAUGGAUCUACAGUCAGUGGACAGUGUUAGUCUACAAGGGGAGAUGAUUCAGCCUCCACGACGAUUUUCAGCGGGUUCCGAAGCCUCAAGUGGAGCAAGAUUCCCUCCCAUUAAAACAAACUCUGCAGGGUCAGGACAAAAGAGGGAGAGGAUCUCAUUCAGGGACAAUGAGGUCAAACUGGGAAUUGGGUGGGGAGGGGGGAGGAAGAGAGGUCAGCGCAUGUAAACACCUGAGGAUGUUAUUACUGCGGAGAAAAAAUAGGAGUGUGUCUAUUUUUAUGGUUAAACAUUUCAAAGAUCUCGUGAAAUGUGAAAAUUUUAGAUUAUGAAGAAACUCUUUAUUAUUGGUGUUCAUAUGAAAUGUUGUCAUACGGCCAGCCAAAUAAGUUCCGCUAGUACAACACUACUGCUUUAAUUGUCAGAAUGCUUUGUUUCUUACUGUGUUAAUGUCCCAACUUUAAUUGUAGUGUUUGACUUGAAUAUUCUGUAACUUCACAAAGACUUUGUAGAAAAUAUGAAACCAUGCACCAAGUACAGGUCUGAUGUGAACGUCAGUCUUUUUUAACUGUGUUUUUUUUUUAAUUUAUUUAUUUUCUUUUAAUUUUAUUUUUUGCAAGAAUCUCGCUAAAUAAAUACAUUUACUUGACGCUGUAGUCAGCAAUUUCCUUUAUGGAUAUUUAUGCAUACAAUUUUGCUCUAGCGAAGAAUUGAAGCUUUUGAUUAAGAUUAUUCCAUCAAGUGAAUUUCUAUUUCACAAAUGUGUUGUUAUAUUUCUGUUACUUUUAUAUACAAAUUAUCCGUCCACAAUCUGUUUUUAUUUAUUCUUACAUUGAUUCAUCUCAAUAAAUUGAGGCCAUUUGGAAAAAAAUAGCAAUUCUUAUUUUCUAUUUGUCCUUACAAUUAUGAAUCGUCCUUGAAUGGUCAUGUCUUGCUAUACAGAAAUUAACCCAAAUCCUAGUGAUAGGUAAAGACGAGAGUUGAGGGUGGCAAUAUCUGGUUCUGUGGGAUAUAAGAUGAAUUUAUCUGGUCAAAUAAUAAAAAAUGUCAUGCACUUCUUGUCAAUUAUUCUUCUGUGAUUGGAUCAAAAAAUGUUCAAUAUUUUAAUAUUUGCAAAUGUCAAAGCGUAUGAUGAAAUAAAAUGUUUGUAAAGCUUAA